Messenger RNA from Arabidopsis thaliana (thale cress), 2831 nucleotides. RefSeq names its product SWIB/MDM2 and Plus-3 and GYF domain-containing protein. The record is from RefSeq and is marked reviewed. Gene Ontology annotation, molecular function: DNA binding. The transcript is spliced from 6 exons. The coding region runs from base 275 to 1591 and encodes 438 amino acids. Lineage: Eukaryota; Viridiplantae; Streptophyta; Magnoliopsida; Brassicales; Brassicaceae.
CUGUCGGGUUCUUUGUGCUUUCCGUCAAUUUCUUCUCGGAGAGCGACUAAUUUCGACGAUUAGCUCGGUGGCUGUUUUCUUUCAAUUCGUGCAUUUCGUCAGAUUAACAGGUUUUAAGGGAAAUUUCUUCCACGCGACGACUUUUUUUUGUUUGGUUCAAGAAUCAGUAAAUGUAUUCGCCUUUCAUUGCAGUAGUAGGGUUUAUAGUUUCUUAAGCUAGAGGUGUGAGUUUUUUUCUUCUCCUUAGGUUUUGAGAUAUAAAUUUUGGGUUGUAAUGGGGGAUAUAACUUGGGUUGAAGAGGGUAAUGGCUCUGCGACUUCUUCGAGGAAAAGGAAAGCGAGACCUAAACGAUUCGAAUUUGUAGGAUGGGGUUCGAGACAACUCAUUGAGUUUCUACACUCUCUUGGUAAAGAUACUUCAGAAAUGAUCUCUCGUUAUGAUGUUAGUGACACUAUUGCUAAGUAUAUUUCAAAGGAAGGUCUUUUAGAUCCUUCCAAUAAGAAGAAAGUUGUGUGCGACAAAAGAUUGGUUUUGCUUUUCGGGACUAGGACGAUUUUCAGAAUGAAAGUCUAUGAUCUCCUUGAAAAGCAUUACAAAGAGAAUCAGGAUGAUUCUGACUUUGAUUUUCUCUACGAGGAUGAGCCGCAGAUUAUUUGUCAUUCGGAGAAGAUAGCUAAACGGACAAGUAAGGUUGUUAAGAAACCUAGAGGUACUUUUGCUGCUAUUGUGAGUGAUAAUAUCAAGCUUCUCUACUUGAGAAAGAGCUUAGUCCAGGAACUGCUCAAGUCUCCUGAUACCUUUGAGGGUAAAAUGUUGGGAAGUUUUGUGAGGAUCAAGUCUGACCCUAAUGAUUAUCUUCAGAAGUACCCUUAUCAGCUUGUUCAGGUGACAGGCGUGAAGAAGGAACAUGGGACUGAUGAUUUUCUUCUUCAGGUUACAAAUUAUGUGAAAGAUGUUUCUAUAUCUGUGCUAUCUGAUGAUAAUUUCUCCCAGGAGGAAUGUGAAGAUUUACAUCAGAGAAUAAAGAACGGACUUCUUAAGAAGCCUACUAUUGUGGAGAUGGAAGAAAAAGCUAAAAAAUUACAUAAAGAUCAAACAAAACACUGGCUUGGAAGAGAAAUUGAAUUGUUAAAAAGGCUUAUUGAUCGGGCUAAUGAGAAGGGAUGGCGAAGAGAGCUGUCCGAGUACCUAGAUAAGAGGGAGCUUCUUCAAAAUCCAGAUGAACAGGCCAGGCUACUCCGCGAAGUUCCAGAAGUUAUUGGAGAGGAACUUGUACAAAACCCUGAAGUUUCGUCCCCUGAGGCUCAUAAAAGUGACAACGAGCAACGAUUGAGUGAAUCUCCAUUAUCGUGCAUCCAUGAAACCCCAGAAGCUCGCAACCUCUUUGGUGGAGAAGAUCAACAAUUUAAUAACGGCUAUGUGAUGUCAAACCCCAUCACAACUCCGGGAAUCACAUCUUGUGCUACGGAAAUUAACAAGGGAUUGCCAACAUGGAUUGCUUCUGCAGGUGCGCAUAACAUGUAUAGGGUUUCUUGUUUCACUUUGUUGCAUCUUACCACCAUUGUUCUUUGUUAUUACUUAACAUGUUAACAAAUUUUAGCUACUUCCUGUUCUUGCCUGUGACAAAUUUGCAUCUUAUCUGCCUUUUGGAUGUUGAGAAGCCAGUGGAUAUUACUGCGUUCUUCAUAUGAAAUUCUUGAUUUACCCAAAAAAUAGAAAAUUCACGCCAAAGAAUUGGUUCUUGAAACUUCAUGUAAAGUUUGUAGCAGUAUUUUAGGCUAUGACAGCAUCUGGUGGCAUACAGGUUGUUGUGUCUCUUUCUUUCUUUAUUUUUGCUGUGGCAGAAUCUGAAAGAGAAAAGCGAGCAAAUUAUGCUAGUGGAAAUGGAAAAGAGAUGUAAUAUUUGUUUUGUAGCUAUACUGGUUUUAAGAGAGAAAUUGACGUAUGGAUCUUUUAAAGAUUCGAGAUUGAUAUGCGUCAACUAGUUGGUCUGGUUUGCUCUAUUGUAUAGUAUCCAAACUUUUUAUAAAGGAUGAGUUGGUUCUGGAAUUGGUACCAAUCCGCAUUCUUGUCAAUUACAGGUGCUGAGUAUCUUCAUGUAGAUGUAGAGCAGCCAGCAAAUGGCAUCAUUGGAGGAGAGACGCCGACUGAAGAGUCUAAAGUUUCUCAGCUUCAGUCAAGUAUACCAGUAAAUAAUGUCGACAACGGAUCUCAAGUUCAACCAAAUCCAUCAGAAGUAAUCGAACUGAGCGAUGAUGAUGAAGAUGACAACGGUGAUGGAGAGACCCUGGACCCUAAAGUUGAAGACGUCCGGGUUCUGUCUUAUGAUAAAGAGAAGUUAAACUGGUUAUACAAAGAUCCUCAGGGUCUUGUACAGGGACCAUUCUCUCUCACACAACUCAAAGCUUGGAGCGACGCAGAGUAUUUCACCAAACAGUUCAGGGUUUGGAUGACAGGAGAAAGCAUGGAAUCCGCAGUUUUACUAACCGAUGUUCUUCGUCUAGUGUAACUAAUGCAAUACUCUGAAGACUAUUAGAUUCAGUCAAAAGUGGUUUCAGUAAUCUGUUAUCGUCUGUCAUUAUCUUCAAAUUGCAGUAGGUUUUGCUCCUCCUUUUCAGUAAACAGCAAAAGAAAAAAAAAGGAUGUGAAGCUAACAGUGUUAUGACCUUAGUUAGACUCCACGAGUAUGAACAGUUUGUUUUAUCAGUCAUUGCUUUUGCAGUUUCUUGUCUAAAUAUUUAUCCAAUUAUGGAAAACUAAAAGGAGAUUAAUGGAAAAACUAAUCCAAUUAUGCUUGAUGAUUAGUACACAAUGAGUGUUUUCCAAAUAA